Erythranthe guttata (spotted monkey flower) is the source of this 1574-nucleotide messenger RNA. Its product is annotated as protein TOO MANY MOUTHS. Lineage: Eukaryota; Viridiplantae; Streptophyta; Magnoliopsida; Lamiales; Phrymaceae. The record is from RefSeq and is a predicted model, not a curated record. Gene Ontology annotation, molecular function: protein binding.
AAAAAGAAGAAAACAAUGAACUUCCUUCUUAUGCUCAUCUUACUACUGCUAAACACUCAACUGUGCUUCUCGUUCACCGUAAUCAUGUCGGAUUCAGGUGGGCCCUCGAGCCUCCAAGACGGGCCCCAGCCUGGACUGUCGGCAUCCAGCAACGGGGCCCGCACCGAUGCUGGUGAGCAAGAAGCGGUUUACGAUAUUAUGAGAGCCACCGGCAACGUCUGGGCUACUGAUAUCCCAGACGUGUGCCGGGGCCGUUGGCACGGGAUCGAGUGCAUGCCGGAUAAAGACAACGUCUUUCAUGUGGUGUCGCUGUCUUUCGGGGCAUUGUCUGACGAUACGGCCUUUCCGACCUGCGACCCGACCCGGUCCUACAUUUCACCUUCCAUAACGAAGCUCCGUCACCUCCGGACCUUGUUUUUUUACCGUUGUUUCAGCGAUAACAGUAGGCCCAUUCCGUCUUUUUUGGGCCAAUUGGGCCCCUCUCUGCAGACGUUAGUGCUAAGAGAAAACGGGCAUUUUGGCCUAAUUCCACAUGAAUUAGGCAAUUUGACCCGUUUGACGGUCCUUGAUCUUCACAGGAACAAUCUCAACGGUUCGAUUCCCGUUUCCUUGGGCCGAAUCACCGGUCUAAGGUCAUUGGAUUUGAGCUGCAAUAGAUUGUCCGGUUCGAUUCCUAAUAUUUCUUUCCCAUCAUUAAACGUGCUAGACCUCAACCAAAACCAUCUCAUGGGCCCACUCCCAAUCCCUCUUUUAAGCACUACUUCUCUCAUGAAAAUCGACUUGAGCCGGAAUCGAAUCUCGGGUCAAAUCCCAAACAUAAAAAAUCUCGAAGACCUCGUUCUCUUCGAUUUGAGUUACAAUGCACUAGCGGGCCCCUUUCCUAAUUCUCUCAACGGCCUAAAAUCCCUCCAAGCCCUUAUCCUCAACGGCAAUCCAUUCGUAUCCACCGUAAUCCCGGAUAAUGCUUUCGAAGGAUUAAACAAUCUAAUGAUCUUAGGAUUAUCGAAUAUGAACUUGGGCGGGCCUAUUCCGGAGUCAAUGGGCCGGCUCACAAGAUUACGGAUUCUCCAUCUCAACGGCAACCAACUAAACGGCACAAUACCGUCGAGUUUUUCAAACUUAAACGGUUUAAGUGAGCUCAAACUCGACAACAACAGAUUGACGGGGCCCGUCCCGUUUCGAAGAGAAAGGGUUUGGAGAAUGGGGAGAAAAUUGAGCCUUGGUAACAAUAUAGGGCUAUGUUAUGAUGCAAAAAGUGGGCUUGGGGAUGAUUUGGACACAUUGUCUAGUGCUGGAAUUGGGCAUUGUGACUCACCCAAAAAUGUGCCUACAAACUCAGUUCAACACAUUACUACACUAGAUGAUGAUGAUCAUGUGCUAAAAGCAAGUACAAAAUCAGACUAUUCACUUGCAAAAAGGAUUACAAUUUGCAGACAAAUUGUUUGGAUGGCUGCUGUUUUCUUGUUUAUUUCAUGUUUGUUGUGACCAACAAUUUUGUAAUUAGUGACUAUUGUAAAAAAAAAAAAAACGAAAAGGGCAUUAAUUAUUUGUUAUUAAUUAUUUGUUAUUAAUUA